AAGUUUGAAGGAAGAGAAAGGGGGUGUUUCGAAAUAUUUUAACAGUAGCAGUGGCGGUGGUUAAUGAUCAAAGUGCUCUCUUUUUGAUGCAAGCGUGGGUAUAAAUGCAGGACCGUUGCCAUAACUCUUCUCUUUCACUCUCUCCCCUUCGAAAUAGACAAAUACCCAUUUCUUUUCUCUCACUCUAAAGUAAUAAAACUCUCUCCUUUAUUACUUUUCUUCUGUGGGUUUUUUGGAUUGUUUUGUAGCAGAGUUGUUCUGUUGCUAAGCGAACAAAAGAAAAGAAAAGAACUAGCUCAAAUGCAAUAAAAGCUUUAAUUUUUGUGUGCUUGGGAGUGUUGAAAAGAAAAAAAAAGAAAAGGCCUUGAAUGAGACUAUGAGAGAGCAGAGAGAGUACAAAAAAGUAAGCAGAGAAUCUGAACAUGGGUAUCUUUCUCUCCCCACUUUUAGUUGAGUUUCUCUCUCUUUCUGGGUUCUCUCUGGUAAACUCUGACUAGGGUUUUGAAUGAGAAGGGUGGCUUUAUUGUACUGAAAUCAAUGUUCUUUUCUAGAUUAAUUGACUGCUUCUAGUAGACUUUUAAUUUUAUUUUUACAGCUCUUCUUUGAACUUCUUUUUCUGCUCUGUUCUGUUUCUUUUUUUUUUUGAAGAAGGCUUUUUCCUUUGUGCAAGUUUGGGUACUUCCAAUUUGCAGUUGUUGCUUUGGAAAUGGUGGCUGUUUCAGCCUGUGGGGAUGUUUGCUACUUAAUGUCAGUUUUGUUUUUGGGGGUUCAUUAAUUGAGAGGGAUGGACAUAGGUGAAAAGGAUAAACACGAGCUAGAAAAGAGGAACGAGAAUAACAUAAACUACCAGGCACCUGGUAUGUCAUCUGAUUGGCAGUUUGGCGGUGCCAAUCUCACAAGUCCACCUAUGAGCUUGGUUCCCAGUGAUAAUCCCAUGGCUAUUGGUUCUUCUUGUGCCUCUGCUUCAGGGGUAGAUUCAUUUGGUUCUAACCUUUGGGAGCAUCCUUCUAAUUCACAAAACUUGGUAUUUUGUGACAUUAAUGUGCAAAAUGGUGCGAGCUCUUUAAAUGCAAUAGGAAUUGGAAAAGGUGGUCCAAACUCUCGGAGAAGUAGCAUUGAUAGACCAUUUGACAUGGGUUGGAAUGCAUCAAGUUCAAUGUUGAAAGGAGGUAUGUUUUUACCACAUGCGACUGGGAUUCUACCACAGAGCCUAUCUCAAUUGCCAGCUGAUUCAGCUUUCAUUGAGCGUGCUGCCAGGCUAUCAAGCUUCAAUGGGGGAAAUUUUAGUGAUAUGGUGAACCCUUUUGGUAUUCCUGAAUCCAUGGAUAUCUAUACUAGGGGUGUGGGCUUGAUGCAAGGACCACAAGACAUUUUUGCAAUCAGUGGGAUGAAAUCAGUAUCUGGUAUGGAAUCUCAGAAACGUAAGUUGAAUGCCACUGAAGCUUCUAGAGAUGCUUGUUUGCAAGUUGAAAAUAGGUCUACUCAAGAAAGCCCACACAAGAAUGAAAGGGGAAGUGAAAUUCUUGUUCCAUCUAAAGAAAAAGCAAAACAAGGAACUGCUGGCUCUGGUAACGAGUCUGAUAAGGCUGAGUUUAGUGGUGGUGCUGGUGGUCAAGAUGAGCCAUCUGCAUUGGAUGGUACAGGUGGUGAACCUUCAGCUAAGGGUGUUAGUUCAAAGAAAAGAAAAAGGAUUGUACAGGAUGCUGAGGAUGAUCAAGCUAAGGGAGGCCAACCACCUAUUGAGGCUGCAAAGGAUAGUGCUGAAAAUCAACAGAAGGGAGACCAGAACCAAACUACAAUGAUCAAUAAGACUACAGGAAAACAGGGGAAAAAAGGUUCUCAAGCUUCUGAUCCACCAAAAGAAGAAUACAUCCAUGUCAGAGCCCGAAGAGGCCAGGCAACAAACAGCCAUAGUCUUGCAGAAAGGGUAAGAAGAGAAAAGAUUAGUGAAAGGAUGAAACUUCUUCAGGACCUUGUACCUGGUUGCAGCAAGGUUACUGGCAAGGCAUUGAUGCUAGAUGAAAUCAUUAACUAUGUGCAGUCACUUCAGCGGCAGGUUGAGUUUCUAUCAAUGAAACUUGCAACGGUGGACCCAGGACUGGAUUUUAAUAUAGAAGGGCUUCUGCCAAAAGAUAUUAUUCACUUACGAGCAGGUCCUUCAUCAACUCUGGGGUUUUCUCCUGAGUUUUCUGUGGGUUAUCCUUCAUUACAUCCGACUCAACCUGGACUCGUUCAAGGUGCUCUUCCUGUCAUGGGGAAUAAUGCUGAUGUUAUUCGUGGAACUCUCAGUUCCCACUUCACUCCAAUGGCUGGAGGAUUCAAGGAGCCCACUCAGGUAUCGAAUGCAUGGGAGGAUGACCUCCACAAUGUUGUCCAGAUGAACUAUGGAGCCAAUGCUCCUUCUGACAACCAAGAAGUAAACGGGUCUCUACCAUCAGAUCAUACUAAAGUAGAACUUUGAUCCUUCUCUUAAGGGUCUAUGGCUCCAUGCCAGGCCGCACAUUAUGGCCUUAUACCUACCAUAUUUAUUCUGCAUUCUUGAAGGCAGCCAAGGACAUGACAAAUCGCGCUUUGAAAGAUUAAUUAUAAACAUAUGUUGUCACCAUUUUCCUACCCAGUUCUUAUUGAAUAAUUGAAGAUGCUAUUGCCCUCGUUCUGUAGCUGGGAAUGUCAGUCACAUUUGACCGAAGCUGAGGCUUGCUUGAAAGCUCAAGGUGAUUUCAUCUUCUCUUGUUUGAGCAAUAGAGAUAUAGGGGGAAAUGGAACCCUCCUUUGAUCAUGGGAAGGAAAUUGUAUUACUGUCCUACUCAAAGGAAAGGGGUGGAUUUGAAUGUACAGAUUGAUGAUGGAACGUUUUUGUGAUGUAGGAGUUUGUCUUCUUUUUUUUUUUUUUUUAAUUUAUAAAGGUGUCAUGGCUUAGGAUAAAGGAAAUGGUUAAAAUGUAGCAAAUUGAAUUUUAAAUCUGUUUGUAAGAAUUAAUUAAGUUAAAUUUCAGGUUUUA
Molecule: messenger RNA, 3001 nt
Organism: Durio zibethinus
Lineage: Eukaryota; Viridiplantae; Streptophyta; Magnoliopsida; Malvales; Malvaceae
Product: transcription factor bHLH49-like
Biological process (GO): regulation of DNA-templated transcription
Cellular component (GO): nucleus
Molecular function (GO): protein dimerization activity; DNA-binding transcription factor activity
Source: RefSeq, a predicted model, not a curated record